CUGUUCCUCCUCCUUCAAAGAAACCGACCUGCCUGAUCUCUGUCUUUUCCUAACGCCCUCUUAAACCCUAACUUUUUCAUCCUCCGGUGAUAUUCUAAUCCAAUCAGAUUUUAACAUUCAAUCCAAAUCGAGACCGGAGAUAUCAGCCUGAUAUACAAACGCCGGAAGGUGCAUGCGUGUCUUGAUUUAGCUCUGUCUUCUCUGUUCUCACAUCUCAAUCGCCAAAAACCAGAAAUCUAGGGUUUGAACCAUCUGUGCCUGUUUCGAUGGCCAACGGUGCGGAUCCGGAGGGGUUCGUGGUGCGUUCUACUGUUCGAACGGGCUUAAAGAGGGAGUUCGCAUUCGCUUUGAAGGCCCAGUCUGAGAUCUCCGGGUUAUUGGGGCGUACUCGAGCUAGGCGGGUUCAGAACGGGUCACCAGGAGGUGGGUUCUAUCAGAAUACCACCGGCAUCAACAACAAGCGCUUAAAGACCGAUGGCUCCGAAGACAGGGCCGCAGAAGUUCUGGAGGGGAAUGAGACUGUCGAAGCUGUGAGUGAAGAGGAGGCCAAAAGCGACGUGUUUGAUCCUGAUAAAACUAAUUUGGUUGAAUCCCCAAAUAAUGAUGUGGAGGAAGAGGUUCCUGCUAAGGGAUUGGUGACGGAAGCGGAUUUGAAAGAGGGUGAUAAAGCAAUGGAGUUGGACGAGAGCGAGAAGGAGAGGGAGAUGAAUACAGACGUGCCAAAGGCAUUAGUCAAAUCGGAGAGGGAGAUGAAUAAAGACGCGCCAAAGGCAUUAGUCAAAUCAGAUGCACAGGAGGAGGAAUGGCGAAAGUGUUCAUUGCCAAAGUUGGUCGAUAACAAAAAUGAUGGAGACUUAGAAAGGAAGAAUGGCGAGGAUUUGAAGGAUGGAGCUUGUUGGUCUGCACGGAAGUUGGUGGUUAGCGAUGAUGAUAGAAAGGUGGAGGACGUGCUAGCUAAUGGGGAUUUGAGGAAAUAUGAAGGGGAUUCUCGAUAUGAAGAAGUGUCUAGUAAAUCGUUACUGAUUUCAGUUGAAGAUACUGUUAGGAAGGAAGAUGAUAUACUGUUGACAGGGGAUUUGAAGAAACAAGGAAAGAAUUCUGAACAAAACCAGGAAGGGGUUCGUGGCCUGUGGAUUGACUCGGUAAAAACUUAUAGCAAAGUUGAUAGUACUUUGUCGCUGGACGAUCCUUUGAGAAGAUUUACACGGUCUGCAUUGAAAGGUAAGGCAGUGAUGCCUGUGGUGACUAAAUCCGUGGGAAAAUGUGGUGUGGGAGAGAGUAAUGGGAACCUAAUUACGGGUGGCAAUACUGUUGGUGGACGGUCGGUUGGUAAUCCUAUGAGUUCGUCGAAGAAUUCUGUUUGGAAGAAGUUCCCUGCCAAGUUAAAGGAACUUCUUGAUUCGGGUAUACUGGAGGGGGUGAAAGUGACGUAUAUCCGAGGUCCAAAGGUAAGAGGACAAGGAGAAACUGGGCUUCAAGGAGAGGUCAGGGGCUCUGGGAUAUUAUGCUUUUGCAAUAGAUGCCGAGGGAAUGAAGUUUGUACACCAACUGUUUUUGAGCUGCAUGCUGGCAGCGCAAACAAACGUCCACCAGAAUAUAUAUACCUGGAGAAUGGGAAUACACUUCGGGAUGUCAUGAAUGCAUGCAAAGAUGCCUCCCUGCAGAUGUUGGGGGAAGCAAUCAGAAACGUUGUUGAUUGUCCAUCCAUAAAGAAAUCGACAUUCUGUCUGAAUUGCAGAGGGUCUCUUUCUGAAGCUGGCUCUGGAAAAUCAGUCAUACUUUGUGAUUCAUGUGCCGGGAUAAUAGACUCUCAAUCUAGCUUGGUGCAAACAGCUGAUACUAGUCAUGGGGAAGGACACCAAACAGCUGAUAGUGGUCAUGGGGAUGGACACCAAACAGCGGAUACUGUUCCUGGGCAUGGACACCAAACUGCUGAUACUGGUCAUCGUGAUGGACACCAAACAAACGAUACUGGUCAUGGAACUACAAAGCAAGACCCAGCUCCGAAUUCAUUUGAGAGGGUGCUAAAGUCCAGUUCCUCACAAAAUAAAAGUCAAGGAAGAGUAACUAGAAAGGAUCUGCGGUUGCAUAAGUUGGUUUUUGAAGAAGAUGUAUUACCAGAUGGAACUGAAGUAGCAUAUUAUGCUCGUGGGAAGAAAUUGCUGGUUGGUUAUAAGAAUGGAUUUGGAAUUAUUUGCACAUGCUGCAAUAGUGAGGUCAGUCCCUCAACAUUUGAAGCACAUGCUGGCUGGGCAUCUCGACGCAAACCUUAUUUACACAUUUACACUUCUAACGGUGUAUCGCUCCAUGAAUUGUCAAUAUCUCUAUCAAAAGAUCGGAGGUUUUCUUCAAAUGAUAAUGACGACCUUUGCCAUUACUGCUACGAUGGAGGGGACUUGUUGUGUUGUGAUGGAUGUCCAAGGGCUUUUCACCCACAUUGUCUUUUUCUGUCAGUGUCAGAAAUCCCUUGUGGCACCUGGUACUGCAAAUUCUGUAAGAAUAUGUUCCAGAAGGAAAAAUUUGUGGAACAUAACGCUAAUGCCAUAGCAGCUGGUCGAGUUGCAGGAGUUGAUCCUAUUGAACAGAUAACCAAGCGAUGCAUUCGAAUUGUAAAAUCUCCUGAGGCUCAAUUUGGUGGAUGUGUCUUGUGCAGAAGUCACGACUUCUCCAAAAUAAAAUUUGGUCCUCGCACUGUUAUUCUUUGUGAUCAGUGUGAGAAGGAAUUUCAUGUUGGCUGUUUGAAGGAUCACAACAUGGAUGACCUUAAGGAGUUGCCAGAAGGAAAUUGGUUUUGCUGUUCAAACUGCAACAGAAUUCAUUCUGCUUUGCAGAAGUUGGUUGUUCAUGGGGAAGAAAGGCUUCCAGAACCGUCUUUAAAUGCUUUAAAGAAGAAACAUGAAGAAAACGGGUUAGAGAGUGUGGCGGACCUUGAAAUAAGUUGGAGGGUUCUCAGUGGAAAGAUGUCUGCUUCUACUGAGACUAGAGUGUUACUUAACGAGGCUAUAGAUAUCUUUCAUGAACGGUUUGACCCCAUUAUUGAUCCUUCAAUUAAGUCUGGUAACAGUACACGGGACCUCAUCCCUGCAAUGACUUAUGGAAGAAACUUCAAGGGCCAGGAACUUGGUGGAAUGUAUUGUGCUGUAUUAAUGGUCAACCAUGUUGUUGUCUCUGCUGGAAUCUUUAGGAUUUUGGGGCAGGAACUGGCAGAACUACCUUUGGUCGCUACAAGGUCCAGUAGCCAAGGACAGGGUUACUUCGGGUUGUUAUUCUCUUGCAUUGAGAAGCUUGUUGGCUUUCUCACUGUGAAGAACCUCGUGCUUCCUGCUGCAGAAGAAGCUGAAUCUAUCUGGUUAAAUAAGUUUGGUUUCAGCAAGCUAAGCCCAGAAGAGCUUUUCGAGUAUAGAAAAACUUACCAGAUGAUGAUAUUUCAAGGGACAUCCAUGCUGAGGAAACCAGUCCCAAGAUGCCGAAUUAUUGACAAAUCUAAGAAUGCUUGAAGUAUGGGUUUAUUUGGGGUUUCUUUUGUGCAGCAUUUUAAAAUGUACAGGACAUCUUUUUUUUACAGGAAGCAGGCAUGAUAGCUGAAAAUUUCAGCCUGUUAUAAUUUACCCGUCGUUUCAGUAAAAUACAAAGAGCAAGCAAAGCAGGAGGUUUUUGA
Molecule: messenger RNA, 3658 nt
Organism: Tripterygium wilfordii
Lineage: Eukaryota; Viridiplantae; Streptophyta; Magnoliopsida; Celastrales; Celastraceae
Exons: 18
Coding region: 267-3497 (1076 amino acids)
Source: RefSeq, a predicted model, not a curated record